Messenger RNA from Bacillus rossius redtenbacheri, 2771 nucleotides. RefSeq lists its product as uncharacterized. The record is from RefSeq and is a predicted model, not a curated record. NCBI's taxonomy places the organism in Eukaryota, Metazoa, Arthropoda, Insecta, Phasmatodea, Bacillidae. The coding region runs from base 605 to 2143 and encodes 512 amino acids. The transcript is spliced from 6 exons. Gene Ontology annotation, molecular function: nucleic acid binding.
UCCAUCCACGGUAACCUCCUACUUUUUUAAACGAACCUUUGAAAAAACACACCAGGAUGCAGCAUGUUUGGUUCGUUUGCAAAAAUACUUUCCAUCAUAUGCAUAUUAAACAUGCAUUAACACUAAAUUACCGUAUAAUGAUGUUAAAUAAAAUUUUACAAAAAAAGUAACUAUCUAUGUACAAUAUUAUUAAUAUUAAUGAUCUCGCAUGUGUGUAAAUGAAACAGUGAGAGAAGUGGUGUGUUGGCAAUGAUUAGAACGAAAUAGUUCCAUAGCCAAAAUAUAUAUUUUUUGACUUUCCGCGUGUAUUUAAGAAUUUGUUUGGGUAUUUGUUAAGUUUGAACAUUUUUUUAAAUCUCUGGUGAAAUAAAAACGUUAUGUUAACGGUAAAAAAAUAUUACGUGCCGAAACCGUGGUCGCGCAUUAAUAAUGUUAAUAGUCACUUGUUUGUUUUCUCUUUCAGCCGUUUGUCUGCAGUUACGCCAUAUUGCAGUGUGUUUUAAUAUAUUACUGACCGUGAAAUAACGUACAGUUUGUGUUUCAGGAUUUUGUGUUAAUAUUGUGUAUUUUAACUUUGUUAUAUUAUUUAUUAUCUACUAUUGUAAUGAUGGAAUUUGUUAUCGUUUUGAUAUUUUGUGUGGUUCUUGUGAUUGCUGUAAUGGUAAUUGGUUCCGGGAUGGGGAAAGCUACUUCUUCGCAGCGUCAGAUGGAUAUCAUUAACGUCGCUCAGAACUUAUAUGUUUUAAUUAGGAAAGGCGACUUGAAGAAAUGUGACGUUACGCAGACGACCGCGUUUCUUCUCAACAUCGCAAAGUCAACUGUUCUCAAGUACUACAAGAAAGACAUUGAAGAAGUUUCAACACCAGGAAAAAAGAGGAAAAAAAGGCCACAGGAAGGAAAGUCACUUGACACAGUCGACGAUUUCACAGUAAAUGCAAUCAGGAAUGCAAUUUACAGGAUGUACGCUGAAGGUUUGAAUGUUACAGUCGACACCAUUUUGAAAGAAAUCAGGGAAAGACAAAUAGAUUAUUAUGGUGGAAGAUCAAGUCUUCAUAAAUUGUUAAAGAAGAUGGGAUUUUCAUGGACAACUGUUGAUGGACGAAAAGCUUUGAUAGAGAAUGAAAACAUAGUAUUGCAGCGAAUAGAUUUCUUGAGAAAGUAUAAAGAAGAAAAAGAAAGAGGUGCCAAUUUCAUAUUUGUUGAUGAAACAUGGAUUUUCCAGAGAGGCAAGGCAUUAAUUUAUUUGAAAAUUUGUUCUGUGGUCCAAUACAAAGUAUUUCAUUUCCAUUUCAUAUAUUUUUCAGGAACUGUAUCAAAGUCAUGGCAGGACAAGAGUCUACAAUCUGCGAAGAGACGUACUGUUGGAGAUGGUAAAAGGUUUAUUGUUGUUAAUGCUGGAGGGCGCACUGGCUUUGUGCCAGGAGCAGGAUUACUUUUUGUUUCAGGUCAGAAGACUGCAGACUACCAUGGCGAGAUGAAUGGGGAAACUUUCUUGAUGUGGUUUGAAGACAUGUUGGUGCAUCUUGAGGAACCCAGUGUCAUCAUAAUGGACAAUGCUUCAUAUCACAGCACCCAGGUUGAGAAAACACCUACAACGAACUGGACCAAGGAUACACUGAUCGCGUGGCUGGAGAAGAAUGAGAUAAAACAUGAAAAUAAUUUGUUGAAAGUGGAGCUGCUGAGAAUAGCUAAACAAAACAAGCCCCGAAUACGAUAUGAGGUAGACGAGUUGGCUCGUAACUAUGGCCACGAAAUUCUACGACUCCCACCCUAUCACAGCCACUAUAAUGCAAUCGAACUAGUUUGGGCUCAAUGUAAACACCAUUACAAUAGUAACGUGGGGCGGGCCAAGAGAUUUGACAAUGAUGCAGUUGUAGCCAUCUGGAAAGAGGCUCUUGAUGCUUCCACACCAGAGAGAUGGGCGAGGUGUGUGGAUCACGUGGAGAAGCUAAUUCAAGCAGACUGGGAGAGAGAAGUCCACAUAGACAGCGGCACCAUUCCUCCACUCAUCAUCCACCUCGGCAAGGAUAGUUCAAGUGAAGACAGUGACAGCGAAGAAUUUGAGGUUACGACACAGCAAGUAGAUGGAGACAGUGAAGUACUGGCAGUUCCUCUUGAUGAUUUACCCGGGUGUUCUUAUUGAGGUCUGUAUGUAAUAAACACCUGGGCAACUGUAAGUAUUGGGGUUUGAAACAUUUUUUUUUCUUUUAUGCAUUCCCAUUAAGUAUGUUGAUUACUGGAACUUUAUGUAUUAACUUUAUAUUACACAUAUUAUGAUAAAUUUAUAAUAAAUUUCAUUUCUGGAUUCGUAUAGGUGUAUGUGAAACAUUUUAUUUUGUUGUGUGUCUUCAUUUUUCAGUGAACUUACUUGGAAAACAAAAAGCCAGUCCCCAUCCAGGGCCACAAAUAAAUAAUGCAUAUAAGUGGUAUAGAAAUUACUGUCAAUUCUUUACCACAAUUUUACUGUUCAUAAAAUUAUGAUUUUGUCUAAUAAGUAUACUCAGGAAAAUGUAUAUAACCAUAUUUUUAUUUGUGGCCUUAACCGGCAAAAUGGUAGGGGUUUAUUAAAUAAAAGAAGAAAAUUCAUUUUUAAAUGUUUUCAUCUGAAUUUGUUAAUUUUAUUAAACCUUCAAUCCUUAGUCUUUUCCAGAUUGCUUAGAUGGACAGCCAUAUGUAUAAUUUACAAUACUUUUUUUUUCAGAUGCAGAAAACUGUGUUGAACUGUACUAAAGGAUGAUAUUUAUUGCUUACAUAAAUGUUGUAAAUUUAUA